Messenger RNA from Myripristis murdjan (pinecone soldierfish), 1444 nucleotides. Its product is annotated as leucine-rich repeat-containing protein 17. The coding region runs from base 1 to 1383 and encodes 460 amino acids. Gene Ontology annotation, cellular component: plasma membrane. Gene Ontology annotation, molecular function: protein binding. Lineage: Eukaryota; Metazoa; Chordata; Actinopteri; Holocentriformes; Holocentridae. The record is from RefSeq and is a predicted model, not a curated record. The transcript has 6 exons.
AUGCAUGUGACCUCUUCAUUCUUCUUGGCCCUUUCGGUCCUCCUGCUGCUCCCAUCCACAGAGAUGAGAAGAGCAGGUAAGGGUAGAGGCCUCAGAGGAGCAAGACACGGCCUCACGCGAGACAGGGUAAGAGCUGGUGGACGCCACAGCAGAUCGGGCCCAUCCAGGCUUGUGGGAACCGACUGCUCAGAGUCUAUAGAAUCUGGAGAAGUCUUUGUGGACUGCCAGGACCGACGCCUCACCUCCAUCCCCAGCUCAAAGAUCUGGUCUAAAGAACCCAAGCACCUACUUCUAGCCCGCAACCGGAUCAAGAUCCUUCGUGAUGGGGUCUUCGCUGGGUUUGAGGGUUUGAAGAGUCUGGACCUGCAGCAGAACCAGAUCUCUGUGGUGGAGGAUGGUGCCUUUGAGGGCCUGACAAAACUUACAACCUUGCUGUUGCAGCACAACACACUGGGCACGCUCAGUGAGGAGGCACUCAUCCCCAUGCCGAACCUGCGCUACUUACGUCUCUACGACAAUCCCUGGAUUUGUCUCUGCCCAAUGGAUAGCCUCAUACGCACCCUGCAGGUCCCAAGUAACCGCAAUCUAGGAAAUCAUGCCAGGUGUGCAGAGCCUGUCAGGCUGAAAGACAGAAAGCUGAAGCAGGUUGACGCGGAGCUGCUCUGCCAGGAGUCAGACUCCACCAGCCCACAGGGAGACCAAACAGACCCCAUAGACACUCUCAAUCCUAGUCCAAUCCGUACCAAGCCCGAUGCCACUACUUCCUGCCACACCUACCUUUUCCCCCAGCCGCGUUUGGACUGCAGUAACAGAGGUCUAACCGAGGUGCCUGCAGGGAUCCCAGAAGACAUUGUUCAUAUGGAUCUGUCCCAUAAUUCCAUCAUUCACCUCAGAGCCAGAGACUUCCAAGGAGCCAGGAGCCUACGAACACUUAACCUCAGCAAUAACAACAUGGGGCACAUAGACACAGCUUCCCUGUCUGGCCUCCUGCACCUUCGUGAGCUGGACUUGUCUGACAACAGCCUGCACUUUGUCCAGUAUGGGGUUCUGGAGGACCUUUAUUUCCUGUCGAACCUCAAACUGGGAGGAAACCCCUGGGUGUGUGACUAUAGCAUCCACUACAUGGUGUACUGGCUGCGUCUGCACCCAGGGGUGAAGCACUCCGGCCUGCUGUGUCGCUCUCCUCCUGAAUAUACUGGAGAGAGUGUGGAGCAGUAUGUUCACUCCUACAACAGAGAGUGUCCUAAGGACAGACAGCGCAGCCAGACCGACCCCGAGCUCUGGAACACACCACUGGAACUGCAGGCAGAGUUGGAGGAGGAAGAGGUGGAGCCGAGCCACUUAAGAGCACCCCAGAAGUACCAGAUUAUCAGGCUGAGCUGAGUAUUCAACUUUGAGAAGGCUCCUCAUUUUCCCUCAACAUCAAAAAACAGUCUGUAUCAGA